GAAGUUUCAAGUGCCAAUAAAAAUGAAACAUAUUGCUUUUAUUAGGAUUAAAUAAUUGCAAAAUGUUUUUCUUGUUCCCAUUUAUGGAUAUGGCUGAUUAUCUUCAUUAUACGUUGUCAACUAAAUUGAAAAUAUUGCUCCCCUAGAACUUUUUCUUGCUCGAGAAUAAAUAAUUUUCUGAUAUGAGUAACAGGUAGGCGAGGCCCAUCAAAGGAUCGUCAGGGGCAUGCGUAGGCAAAAUUUAGAGUGGGACUGAAGGUUACAGAAGGUGGGGUCUUCCUUGUACUUGAGCUGCAACGAUCUCCGCAUUCGUUGAAAAUCUGUUAAUUCGGUUCAUCUUGGCGUGGAGUUGCGGUCUUGUAUCAGCUGAGAUAAUGAAGCAUCUGCAGAUCACAUUUCUACUUCUUUUUAUUUCUUUAGUAACAGUCAGAGGUGGAUAUUACCAAUCAAGGAUAUUAACAGCUGCUAAUACAGUAGGUUGUGAAGCUUAUACUUGUGGAGUUAAUGCACGAUGUACUCUCAGCGAAGGAAGACCAGUUUGUUCAUGCAUGAAUCUACACAUGGGAGAUCCUCUUUCACGAUGUGUACGAGUAGAGUGCUUGAUCAAUGACGAUUGUAUUGGAAGUAAAGUUUGCACGAAUAAUAGAUGCAUAAAUCCUUGCGACGGUUUGUGCGGUGUAAACGCCUUAUGCGAAGUUAGGAAUCAUCUUCCAACGUGUUACUGUCCUCCUGGAUAUACGGGCGAUCCUUUCACUUCGUGCCACAUAGAUGAUCCUCAGGCUGCUUGUAAACCAAGUCCAUGCGGUAUAAAUACAAAAUGCGAGGUAGUGAACAAAGUACCAGUUUGCAGUUGUUUACCAGGUUACAGAGGAUCUCCUUUGAUCGGAUGCCGACACGAGUGCGAAAGCGAUAGCGAUUGUCCUAACCACCUUGCUUGUUCAGCAUCCUUUAGAUGCGAAAAUCCCUGUAAAUGUGGUACAAAUGCAGAGUGUCAAGUUCAUAAUCAUCAAGCGAUAUGUACUUGUCCACACAAUUGGUUAGGAAAUCCGUUCGUAUCGUGUCGUCCAGAGUGUACCACGCAUUCUGAUUGUCCGAAAAGCAAAGCAGCUUGUCUAUAUCAGAAAUGUUUGAAUCCUUGCGACGGAGUAUGCGGAGUGAACGCAGAUUGUAAUUUGCGUGACAUUACACCUGUUUGUAGUUGUCCAAGGCACAUGACUGGUAAUCCCUUUGUGAGCUGUAGAUUAUUUGAAGCGCGAGAUCUAUGUGACCCAAAUCCAUGCGGUGUGAACGCCGUUUGCACACCUGGGCAUGACAAUACCGGCAAAGAGAGACCUGUUUGCACUUGUCCUACCGGUUACAUUGGAAACGCGCUCGUAAGCUGUCAACGUGGAGAAUGCAUUACAGAUAACGAAUGCCCUGACAAUAAGGCUUGUAUCGAUUACACUUGUCAGAAUCCAUGCACUGGUAAAGAGUGUGGCCCUACCGCAACGUGUACACCUCGACGUCAUAUUGCCGUGUGCACUUGUCCAGACGGAACACGAGGAGAUGCACUUUACAAUUGUAAUCCUGUCGAGAGUAGAUCCGUUUACAAUCAUGGUCGGGCAUGUCGAUAUUGUUAGUCAAAAACAUUUUUUUGAUCGCUCAUAUAAGUGACACGUAAUGUACUUUAAUUAUCUAUACACUUAGAAGUUAACGGUUUAUAUCAUAAUUCCAUUAUGUAAUGGAGAUCGGGUGAUUGUUAACGCAGUAUUGUCACUAAUGUUUAAGUCUACCAAGCACAACGUAAUCAUAUUAUAACGCAGAAACAUGUCCGUGAGUUACGCUGAGACGUUGUACGCAUGCUCGAAAACAAGGCAGAAAAACACUAUAUGUGUACUCUUACAAUGAUAGUACAGUAAAACCCUUAUUAAGGGACAUUUUGCAUAGCACGGGCGUUCCACAAGUUAAUAAUUAAAUGAUUAAAUCAUAAGUUUAAUUAAGUUAUGUACUGUAUGAAAAGUGAUUAAAAUAAAGAAAAAUUUAUUAACAA
Messenger RNA from Megachile rotundata (alfalfa leafcutting bee), 2029 nucleotides. RefSeq lists its product as uncharacterized. The record is from RefSeq and is a predicted model, not a curated record. Lineage: Eukaryota; Metazoa; Arthropoda; Insecta; Hymenoptera; Megachilidae.